UUGCUGUUGCUAUUGCUGCUGCUUAUCUCGAACACACAGUUUUUUAUGUAAUUUUUUUUUGUACGUUUCGGGUUUUAUUGUGUAUUUAUAAUACGAAACUUUAAAUGGGAACACUGAUUCCCCCCCGUUCAUUCAUCAGAUAACUCCCAGUUAUUUGCGAAUAAUGUGUGACAUGUAGCACAAUUCUGCAGGACCCCCCAAAAAAUUUUUGGGCGUGUUGUGUGUGUGUGUGUUUGUUUUGUGUGCGCGUGUGUGUGUGUGUGUGGAUACGGAAUCGGAAUCGGUUUCGUAAUGCAAAGACGGCGUUAUGGCACUGCAAGGCUGGCGCUUUUUCGGUGUCUCGGCAACCAUCAUCAUCUACAUAGGCGGCGUCCUGUUCCUGUCCAUGAACAACAUACCCGGAUCGCAUCCCAAGAGGCCAAGGAUCGAGCGCUUUGCCGAGUUUCCCAGCUUUCAUAGCCCGCGUUUUCCGAUGCCCAGCCGAAAAAUGACGAUACGCUGGUGUCGUGACCUCAAAUAUAUAAAUCGAGAUCUUCCAAAUUACACGGACUACAGGGCCGAUUUUUUCACCGCUCUGCCCAGCAGCGACCUUAGUGCCGCCCUUCAAUCCCUGCCGGCUUUGACCGCCCUGGCCAGUUUUCCGGGCAGCGGGAACACCUGGCUGAGGUACUUGCUCCAACAGGCGACGGGGAUCCUGACGGGCAGCAUAUAUAAGGACUACGGCCUGCUGAAGACCGGCUUCCCGGCGGAGAACGUGUGCAACAGCUCAGUAUUAUUGGUGAAGACCCACGAAUGGGGCAGCAAGGCGUGGCAGCCCUUCUCGAAAGCAAUACUCCUGGUCCGGGACCCGGAGAAGGCAAUCAUAGCGGAGUUCAACCGCCAGAGUGGCGGCCACAUAGGCUUCGCCUCGCCGGACCGCUACAAAAGGACUAAGGGAAAAUAUUGGCAGCAAUUCGUGAGCAAUAAGCUCAAGGGCUGGGAGCUGAUGAACCUCAGCUGGGCCCGCAACUUCACCGGCAGCAUCAAGGUUGUGUUCUACGACGACCUGGUCCACCACACCGAGCGGGAACUACGCUCUAUCCUGGAGUUUCUGCAGUUCCCAGUCGACGAGCAGCUGAUGCGGUGCGCCAUCAUGCGGAAGGAAGGUAUCUUCCGACGUAAAAAGCGGCUGCUCUCCUUUGAUCCCUACACGGAGGCGAUGCGGGCCGAGGUGCAGGCUCGUCGGCGUAUCGUCUACGGCCUGCUGGGGCGGCAGGACCAAGAAUAGUGCAACGGAGAGGCAGGAUACUGAACAUUCAAGCACCCGGACCACCAACUCGCGCAAACACAAGGCACAAAGCAAUCGGAAUUGCAGCAGCACAGGACUCAAGCUAGCCUCAACCCCCAACACGAUCGAGUAGGACCAUAGAUCUCAAACCGGACAGGAUCCGAUCCUGGAACCUGGCAGUCCGGCAAUCCCCCCGAAAAGUCAUUGCGCAUCUUUUCCAAUCCUUUGAUGUUCGCUUGCCACAUUAGCUAAUUAUCCUUGUUCUGUUUUUGAUAAAAGUAAAUUUAGGACGUAUCCUUAGGUUGAUAUUGACAUACAAUAUAUAUAC
Messenger RNA from Drosophila bipectinata, 1595 nucleotides. Its product is annotated as WSCD family member CG9164. NCBI's taxonomy places the organism in Eukaryota, Metazoa, Arthropoda, Insecta, Diptera, Drosophilidae. The record is from RefSeq and is a predicted model, not a curated record.